CCGGGUUUGUUGUUGUUUACGCCUCUCGGAAGACGCUGCUCGCUCCCUCUUAGACGCCUCUUUUCAGUAGUUGAAGCUAUUUAAAAUUCUUCAGCAAUGUCUAAAGUGUCUGGUGUUGCAGCUGUCCUCUGAUAUGCAACCAUCCUUAUUUGGGAAGAUUAUCAGUAAUUGAGGCAAAGUAUGGAAUCCGCUGAGUCCAAUAUUCGGAUACCUGGCGUUCUCAUGCCUUCCUAUCUCAGAUUGACCAGCACGGAGGAAGGGAAAUCCGCCAUGAAAAGAAUUCGCCUAGAAUGUGGGGUCUGCAAAGCAACCAGAUUUUACUCAAUACACAGAGGAAUCACUCGCAUAGCCGGUGUCGUUGCCUGUGAGGCUUGUCGGCAGUUCUAUCAGCGCUUCAAGAAACAGCCAUGGGUUCUAAAUUGCAAUAAAGGAGGAAGGUGCUAUGAGAUGGAUGAAACUCCAAAAAGCAAGUGCAAAGCCUGCUGGGUUGCCCAUAUUAUAUGUCGCUGUCCUGUGCCAAUGGGACUGUACAAUCAUCUCGUGGGUUAUCUUCCAACUGAACUUAAGAGCAAAAUGGCAGGGCGACCACCCACCUCUGAUGAAGUCCCAGAGAAGGAGCGAGGAGGCCUGGGGCUGGAAAUCUACAAAGACAACGACUGGGUUGAUGUCACGGACAAGGAGGAGGUGGAGUCCCUGUUGCGAACGGAAGAAGGAAAUGAGACAGAUGAGACAAACGAGCCGGAGAUGGAUGUUGAGAUUGAGAUAGAAGAUAUGGUUGAUGAGUCUGGGAUACCAGAAGAGAGUUCUCCCCCUAAACCCCCUAAUGGCAAAAACAACCGUCAACGGCAGAAAAGGGGGAAGAAAAGUGAGAAAUCGGAAAGUGACCCAGACGACAGACCCACUGGAGAUGAACCAAAAGGUGGAGAAAUGGUAAUGGCAAGUCUUAUAGAGGGUCUCCAAGUAAAUAACCAGUUUAAAUUUAUGGAAAAUUUCAACCCUAAAACCAGUGAACGAGUUAGGCGCAAGAAGAAGAAGGUUCAGUACUUCAGCAGCUCAGGACGCAAUAAGAAUCAGAUGCAGCAGGCCUAUCAUGGACCAGAUGGCCGCUUACUGAGCUCCGGGAAGGACUUGUGCGACUGCCUUCAACCCAGCUGCCCAGGUUGUCAUUAUCCGUGUCCCAAGUGCAACUCAGGCAAAUGUGGGAACGAGUGCAGAAUCAAUAGGAAAUGGUUUUACGAAAAAGUGGAAGUAGAAGGAACUCAAAUCUCAUGGACGAAUGAAUAUGUUAAGAAGAAUUAAUGUUUGUAAAUUGAUUACAGGCAUUUGACCUUUUUUUUUUUUCUUUCUUUCUCUUUUUUUUUUAUAAAUUACUAUAUUUGUUCAAGUCAAGCAUGUUUUUGUUUAUGAGGUCAUUUUAUGAUACCAGAAUGUACCUGCAUCAGAAACUCAUUUGCAUAAUCAAUGAAUAUUUGAGUUGUUCAAGGCAAAGCAGCAUUUGCACUUCUUUUUUUUCCCAAUUUAUACAUUUUAUAAGUAUGUGUACCAGGACCAUCAUAGUAUGAAACUUAUAUAGGUUUGAAAUAAAUUCAGCUUCUUUCUGUUUAUGUAAAAGGUAAGAAGGAUUACUUUUUCUGUGCUGUGAAAAGAUAAUAAAAUGAGUCUUAUCUAG
Molecule: messenger RNA, 1669 nt
Organism: Penaeus indicus
Lineage: Eukaryota; Metazoa; Arthropoda; Malacostraca; Decapoda; Penaeidae
Exons: 10
Coding region: 181-1299 (372 amino acids)
Biological process (GO): regulation of DNA-templated transcription
Cellular component (GO): intracellular membrane-bounded organelle
Molecular function (GO): sequence-specific DNA binding; DNA-binding transcription factor activity; zinc ion binding
Source: RefSeq, a predicted model, not a curated record